Messenger RNA from Sporothrix schenckii 1099-18, 444 nucleotides. RefSeq lists its product as uncharacterized. Lineage: Eukaryota; Fungi; Ascomycota; Sordariomycetes; Ophiostomatales; Ophiostomataceae. The record is from RefSeq and is a predicted model, not a curated record. The coding region runs from base 1 to 444 and encodes 147 amino acids. The transcript has 2 exons.
AUGUCCAUAGAUACGCUCGCUUUUGUCGCAGAUUUCACGCGGCCAUUUCCCAGUUUCGUACCGGCUUACUUCCAUGGAAUAUGGAGCACGGAGCAGCCGCAGCCCAAGACCCAGCAGCCAAUCAGAAACCGACAGCGCUCUGCUGCCGCCACAAUAGCCACAGAAGCCACAGCGACCACCAAGCCCGAACAGAGGGUGGUAGAAGAGGAUGAAGCUGUCAAAACAGUCACACAGCGGGAUUUGAUACAGUCUGCAGAUAGCGAGAUCGCACUUGGCUUGUUCUUUCGGUACACUUCCCCAGAGCGGACCGAGCGGCAGCCGUGGAAUAUCACAGAUUUACCUACUUUGGUGGACGCCAUGUGGAUCCAUAUCGCAGCUGGAAUGUGCACAGAAGGUACGAAGUACGUAAAAGUGGGUCUAAUACCUCCGUCACGACCGGAAUAG